AAAUACCCCCAACCACAUUCCAUAAGCCCUCCCUCACUCUAUUCACACUCACCCUUCAUUGUAAAAUCAACAAACAGGGAAGAUUUUCAAACUCAAAUCACGUACAAACAUUUCAUUUAGGAAGAACUUGAAAAUUAUGGCGAUGAAAAAAACAAGCAAGCUAACACAAACGGCAAUGAUCAAGCAAAUCUUGAAGAGAUGCUCGAGUUUGGGGAAGAGACAGAGUAAUGUGUACAGCGACGAUGAAAACGGACAACCUCUUGAUGUACCUAAAGGACAUUUCGUCGUCUACGUUGGAGAGAAUCGAGUCAGGUACGUUGUACCCAUUUCGUUUUUGACCCGACCCGAAUUUCAGCUUCUUCUCCAACAAGCAGAGGAAGAGUUUGGUUUCGAGCACGACAUGGGUCUCACUAUCCCUUGUGAAGAAGUCGUUUUCCGAUCGCUCACGUCUAUGCUCCGAUGAACAUAUCUUUUAGGGUUUUGCUUCUUUUUCUUAAAUAAUAUAUUUCAAAUCGUUAGUUAGGAUGACAGAGGAAGCUGCUAAGUAAAUGCUUCUCUGUUUUAGCAAAAUAAGUUUUAUAUGUUUUGGCUAAUAUGGGUUUAGAGUUGUAACUUGUAAGAGUGAGACCUAACCCUUAUUUAGAGAACCCCAAUGAGAAUGAGUUACUAAUUUUGGUUCUUUUCUCAGAUUUGUAGAAACCCAAAAACAAAACAAAUUUCCGGUGAAGAUCACUCUCAUGGUGGUGUUGUUGAUGAAUGUGUACCCUGUGAGAAAGGUUUUUAAUAUUUAAUGAAAGACUUAAAAUUAUCAGGCUUUAGGUUUUA
This is a messenger RNA of Brassica oleracea var. oleracea, 825 nucleotides long. Its product is annotated as auxin-induced protein 15A-like. Gene Ontology annotation, biological process: response to auxin. The record is from RefSeq and is a predicted model, not a curated record. The transcript has a single exon. The coding region runs from base 137 to 463 and encodes 108 amino acids. Lineage: Eukaryota; Viridiplantae; Streptophyta; Magnoliopsida; Brassicales; Brassicaceae.